AUGGAAGGGCGUGUCAUCGGCAAUGCGCAGGCAUCGUCAGACUCCAUCAGCCACUUCCUCUCCCUGAUGACACCGGCGGCUGACGAUGUCAUCCGGUCCACGAAGGCAUACCUCCCGCUCAAGAACUUCGGCAUGCCUCUAAGAAAGCCGGAAACAGAGAAGGGGUGGCAUCACUUCAGUGAGGUGGCAAACGAGAUUGAAGCCUUUUGGAGCCAUAGUUGGCACGGCAGGGCCUGGCAGAAGAUCCUUACGCUUUUGAUCCUCUACAACUCCCGGAGGGCCAUGGCGGUCGCAUCUUUCGGCGCCUUGCUUGCCAGCUGCCUUUAUGCAGCUGAAGUUCUGCCGGGUUAUGAUGUGACGGUAGAUGAAGACCAUUUCAACUCUAUCUGGGCCCUUGCAACUGGUUGCUGCCUCUACUUAGUGCUCUUGUGCGGGGGUCGACCCCGGGAAGGUGUUUUCUUGGAUGUCGUGUGCAUCGAUCAGCUCGACAGGUCUCGUAAACUCCUGGGAAUCAGGAGCAUCGCAGCCCUGAUCAAACGAACGAAGGCUAUGAUUGUGCUGUGGGAUUCCACCUUCUCACGACGUAUGUGGUGUUUGUUCGAGCUCGCGGCUUUCCUCCACAGCCGUUCUCCCGGUGAGAAACCGCGGCUCAUCAUUCGGCCCACGAUCUUCGGCCCUACCUUGUUUUUUCUGACCGUCGCAAUGGCACUGUUACAGGCUAUUGUCAUGUUGAUGCAGGAUUUCAGCAGCACCGCUUUUCCGAUGGAAGGCAUUGUGGUCUGUGUAGCCUGCUAUGUGAACGUUGUUACGUACCGAAGCUAUUUUCGGUCCAUCGAAGAGCUCCAACGCCAACUUCGUGCAUUCUCGGUCCAAGAUGCGACCUGCUACUGCUGCAGCAAGGGACACCGGAACCGUUCGGCUUGUGAUAAGGACAUGCUUCUGGGUUGCAUCACUGUGUGGUUCGGCAGUGUUGAAGUCUUCGAAGAGCGUGUGCGGACGGACGUCUUAGACUGCCUUUUGACACAGCUUUCUCAAGACUUUUUCUCUUACAGGCAGUGCAUUGUCGCUUUGUGCCCCAUCUUAUGGUCUGGUCUGGACUUCGCAUCGGGUGGUUGGCUGUGGUGCAAACACUUGAAUCAGUUGCCUGGCUCGGAUGGAUAUUGUGGAAACUCGGAAAGGGGGUCACCGGCCGCCUUCCUGGCAAAUUGGUUGAUCCGUGCUGCUGUGUGGUGGCUCGGUGCCGUGCCGUUGAACGUACUCCUUGGCAUGAGGGCCAUGUAUUAUCUGCGAAGGAAGUGCCGACGGCGGAUGCUAGAUGAGAUCGUCAACUUGGUCAUCCUGCUCUUCAUCGCGGCCCUGACUGUAGGCAUGACGGGGCUGGAAUGGUAUUGUUGGCAUGUUUUGAGGUAUAUGCUCCCAGUCUCGUAUGAUUACAUGCAAAUGUGGACCGGGAUGGUUCUCUUUGGUGCAUUCGUGUUUCCCUUUACUGCGUGUUUCUUUUCCUGCUCCGGCUGGAACUGGGGCAAGGUGGCCCCGAGCCAUCUUGCCGGUACGUCGGCAAUGCGGCAUGAAGCUGUAUAG
This is a messenger RNA of Symbiodinium sp. CCMP2592, 1581 nucleotides long. Lineage: Eukaryota; Dinophyceae; Suessiales; Symbiodiniaceae. The record is from the annotation of a GenBank genome assembly.